Messenger RNA from Cylicostephanus goldi, 210 nucleotides. The record is from the annotation of a GenBank genome assembly. NCBI's taxonomy places the organism in Eukaryota, Metazoa, Nematoda, Chromadorea, Rhabditida, Strongylidae.
AUGAAUGUCGGGUCAGAGGUUUACUGCAAUGGAAUGUGCGGAGCGCUUAAUACUUUUGUUAGUGGAGAAAAUGUCACCACCUAUAUGUGCACACCCAGAGCUGUUUGCAGGCAACUGGAGUUGUACGACGAAUGGAAGCGGUUACCCCUGGAUCGUGAAGUCCGGGCUCUGUGCUGUGAUAACUUUAACUACUGUAAUGUUCGUGACCCU